GACUAGUGUUCUUUUUCUUAUUUUUAAUUUACGGAAAAAGAAGUUUUGGGUUAUGAAUAACUGUUAAUUAAUCCAGGAAAAUAAGGUAAGUGCACGAAGAAACAUGAUCUAAUUCACAUUUUGUAAGAUUGUUUAAAUCCCUGUUCAGUAAGUAUAAAGCAAUUUCCGUGAUUCUGAUUUUGUAAAAGUCGAUAGAACAGAACCGGGGCAUAUAGUAAACACAUGGCGGUAUGUCUAUUAGCACAGACAAAUCAAUCCCAUCAUUAAUUUGACUAAUCAAUACGUAUUGCCAUUUCAGUUCAUUUCCCACUGAGUUUCCUUUCCCCGAGGAAUCAGAAAAGUGUUCAACUAUUAGCAUUAUAUUACGCCUUGGCAAUUUGGCAUUGUAGUACGAUGCUUGCUCUUAGAUUUCUCCGUCAGCCCACAAUUCACCUUUGUUGUGUGAGAAGAAAGAGCUCUUAGGAGUAGCAAUUACCAAGCCCUUUCAUUUCUUUCUACCUUCUGCUAUCACAUUGCUCCUUUACUGUCAAGGAAGCAGCGGGAUGGCUAACACCACCCAUUCCAGACGCCGCAAUCUUGUAAUCAGCGAUGCACCGCACUUUUUCAAAGUUGUCUUUUUCCCCAUCAACAGAGGCAUGAAAAUUCCAACAGCGUUUAUGAGGAGAUAUGGGGAUAAUUUGAAGAAAAUGGUGUGGUUGAAGGUUCCAACUGGAGCUUCAUGGCCUGUAGAAUUGCUUCACAGUGACGAGGGAACUUGGCUACAUAAAGGCUGGCAGGAAUUUGCAGAAUACUAUUCCAUUGAAAGAUUCCAUUUCUUGGUUUUCCGAUAUGAUGGAAGUUCCCGGUUCCAUGUCGUAAUUUUUAAUACAGCAGCUUCGGAAAUAGAGUAUCCAAUGGAAUCCGGCCACCACGGUAUGCAUGAUCGUCAGGGCCAGCUGCCAAGGAGGACAAGCCUGGUGCGGAAGCCGGAAGAGAUUUAUUCGGAUGAUGAUGAUGAUGAUGAAUCUAUUGAAAUUGUGGAGGAGAUUUCUGCACCAUGCAAGGGUAAAAAGCGGGGAAGAAAGUCAGAAAACACCCAUCAGAUUGGAAGGGAUGAUGGAUUUGUGCAUGGUCUUCAAUUCGGAGGGAGGAUAAAAGCCAGAGGCCGCUCUGCGUUAAAGAAAAGUACUUCUAUAGCUUAUCAAAGAGCAAAAGCUUUCAAAUCGAAGUGCCCAUUCUUUAUUGUUUUCAUGCAGCCAAGUUAUGUUUCCGGUUCAUUCACGGUGAAUAUCCCAUUGACCUUCGUCAGGGACUACCUUACUACUACACAGUCUCACUUGGAUUGGGAGCUUCGUCUCUCGGAGGGGAAAAAGAAAUGGUCUGCGAGGUGUACCUUUCAUUCGCGGAAUGCCAAAAUUUAUCGUGGUUGGAAGGAGUUCGUGGUCGAAAACAACUUAGUAACUGGUGAUGUUUGUGUCUUCGAACUGGUCAUGGGAGCUAAAAUCUUCAACGUUACUGUAUACAGAAGAUGUUGAAGAACGUUCAGCAAAGUUAUGUCCACCGCAUCCCGAUCCUGCCAUGUUUAUACGGAGCUUUAGUGGUUGACUUGCGAAGUCUUUUGUAUGAUGUUAGUUUGCUCUUGGCAUUUUUUUUUUUGAAGUACUUUAGUUUUGCUCGCAUGCAUGGCAUCAUCUGAUAUGCCUUUUGGUAAUAGUUUGUAGGAUUAUUGAAUGAAAGACCGAGUAUUGUUCUGGUAUCAGAUUGCAACAUUUCUGGCU
Messenger RNA from Coffea arabica (coffee), 1757 nucleotides. The record is from RefSeq and is a predicted model, not a curated record. Lineage: Eukaryota; Viridiplantae; Streptophyta; Magnoliopsida; Gentianales; Rubiaceae.